AUGGCGCCAUCAUCCAAGAAGCUCGUCGUCCUGUUCGUUGCCCUGAGCCUGAUGAUUGCCGCCGUGCACGGCUGCGGACCCCACUGCCCGACCCCGUCGCCACCACCGCCGGCGACCAGCGGCGGCACCUGCCCGAUCAACACGCUGACGCUGGGCGUGUGCGCCGACGUGCUGAACCUGCUGAAACUACACCUCGGCGUGCCGGCGAACGAGCAGUGCUGCCCGCUGCUGGCUGGGCUGGCCGACCUGGACGCCGCCGUGUGCCUCUGCACGGCCAUCCGGGCCUCUAACAGGGCCAACAUCCUGGGCGUCAUCAACAUCAACGUGACUGCCGACCUCGUCCUCCUCCUCAACCAGUGCGGCAAGACCUGCCCUCCCGGCUUCACCUGCCCUCGCUGA
This is a messenger RNA of Lolium rigidum, 399 nucleotides long. Its product is annotated as cortical cell-delineating protein-like. The record is from RefSeq and is a predicted model, not a curated record. Bases 1 to 399 code for a protein of 132 amino acids. NCBI's taxonomy places the organism in Eukaryota, Viridiplantae, Streptophyta, Magnoliopsida, Poales, Poaceae. The transcript is spliced from 2 exons.